CAGCUCCUGGGUGCUCCUGCAUCGAGGGCAGCACCUUAGAGCGGUGCGGUGAGGACAAUGACCAGGCUAACCCGGGUCAAUGCUGUUUCACUGAGACACUCGCCCUGGUCAGUCAAUAUCAUCCUCUCAGAGCCCGCCUGCUCAUUCCCCCUUCAUUUCAUGUCUCCCGUUGUCAUGGUGAGCGAUCUGCUUUCAUCACCGAGAGGAUGCACUAUUUUAGAGUGAAAAAUGACGAGAUUUUUUUAAUGCCCCUGUUGAAAUGGUCUUUCCCACAUUUUUUCCUCUAAUGUCUGGGCUAUUUUUAUCAUUCUCCUGUAAUGUGCCUGGAUUAAAAGGCAGUACACCAGGGACUGCUACAACCCAGCCUGACCCAGGGAGCAGGAAAGCGGGCUGAGCGACAGGACAGCAGCCACCCUCCGCUGGGGGGGGCAGAAUGGCCUCGGAGGCGCAGCUCUUCAGCACUUGCUCCGGAUGGGGCCAGCCCUUAAGAAGUCUGUGAGCCAGCCCCUGGCAGACCCUCGGCUCGGGCCCCAGCGGAUCGCACUGGAAGCGGGAAGAAGUCACAUGGAGCUGGCCAGGUCUGCGCUGCGACUGUUUCUGAUCGCCCAGGUCGGGGUCUGUGCUGGCCUGGGCCCGGGGAUCGGGGCCAAUGCGAGCCGCCUCUCCAGGCUGCUCAGCAGCCCACCAGCAGAACUGGCCAAUUCGGAGCCAGAGACAGCAGAAGCCGCCAGCUCCUUCCUGUUCUCCCGGGACCCCGCCACCCUGCUGCGGGCGAACUGCACAAAGCGGCUGGAGAUCAGAGCUGGCAGCACCGGGCACCCCAGUGCCAGGGUCCAGUCUCUGGUCAGGGGGGCCGUUGACGCUUUGGUCCACGCCACCAACUUCCUCAACCUGGUCUUCCAGACCAAUGACCUUCGGGAAACCAGUGUGAAGGAUGAGAUCGAGUGGUACCAUGCCCUGGUGAGGAGCAUCGUGGAGGCAGAUGCCAACAUUGACAGGGCAGUGCUCAUUCUGGACGUGCCCACCAUCCCCUCCAAGUCCCAACUGGUUCUCCAGGCAGCCAAGCGCCAGAAUGCGAUCUACCUGCGGGAACUGUCCUCGAUCCCAGGAGAUCUGGAGAACCAGACUGUGGACAACGACUGGUUCAAUGCGAUGAAACACGAAAAGACACCUGAUCUGAACAAGUGGAUCUUAACUAAUGACCUGAGAACACUGGACAGCCCCAAGUGGGGGCUCGGGCACAGCUACAUGACUGACAAAAAGCACGUUCAGUGGUCUAGCCCGUUCUUAGAUUGUGAAGAUUUUAAAUUUAUCCCCAAAUGGAUGAUGAGCUUGUCUUCUUCAUUCUAUGGACUGAAGCCCGAUCUCAGUCCCGAGUUUAAAGGAGUGAUCCGAAUGGAUGUUAACCUGCAGAGUAUGGAUAUUGACCAGUGCUCAACCGAAGAUACUUGGUUUGCAGAUUCCCAUCAGUGUGAUGUAAACAGCACAGAGUGUAUCCCACUCAAAGGACAAGGGUUUCAACUGGGAGCCUAUCAGUGUGUCUGUAAAGAAGGCUAUUACAACCCAAACCUUAUCUCAACGAACAGCUUCAGCAGGCAAAAUGAUAAACACAUGUCCUACUUCAGUGGCUAUGGUGCUGGGGAGCUCCGGAGUCUGUUUCAGUGUCUGCCAUGCAAGGAAGGUUGUGGCUCAUGUGUUAGUGAUGCUCCAUGUCUCACCCAGGUGGAUGGUCAUUUAAGACUCGCUGUCUUUAUUUUCCAAGCUUUCUGCAUGCUACUGGUGUUCAUUAGUAUGGUCAUAGUCUAUCGCUUCAGAAAAAACAAGCAAAUCAGAGCAUCAGGAUUGCUCCUGUUGGAGACUAUUCUUGGAGGAUCCAUCCUGCUGUAUUUUCCAGUGUUUAUCUUAUGCUUUCAACCCAGUGUUUUCCGAUGCGUUCUCCUGCGAUGGGUGCGAACACUGGGAUUCGCCAUCAUCUAUGGAACAGUAACAUUGAAGAUUUACAGAGUGUUGAAGGUGUUCCUAUCCCGAACUGCCCAGCGGGUACCCUACAUGACAUGCUGCAGGGUACUGAAGAUGUUGGGUGUCAUUGUGCUAACAGUCUGUUGGUUUCUCAUUGCCUGGACACUGGCUGCCUGGGAGAACAUGGACAGGAAAAUCCCACUAGUCAUUCAGUCACAAACUCCAGAUGGACAGCUAUUUAACAUGUGCCAGCUCGAUCGAUGGGACUACAUGAUGGCCAUUGCUGAGCUCCUCUUGCUAUGCUGGGGAAGUUAUCUCUGCUACGCUGUGCGAACAGUACCAUCCACCUAUCAUGAGCCACGUUUCAUGGGCCUUGCCAUCCACAAUGAAAUCCUCAUGUCUGCUGCCUUCUAUGGUGUCAGGUUCACUAUGGCAACGACUCUUCACCCUGAUUGGAUGUUACUGCUCUUCUUUGUUCACUCCCACCUUACAGUCACAAUGACUCUAAUUCUGCUUUUCAUCCCCAAGUUUCUCCAUGUGGGAGCCCCCCUGAGAGAGGACAUAGUGGCCGAGGUAUAUGAGGACGAGCUGGACUUGCGUUUCUCUGGUUCCUAUCUCAACAGCAGUUUUACGUCUGCCUGGAGUGAUCACAGCCUGGAGCCAGACGAUAUCAGAGACGAACUGAAGAAGCUUUACGCCCAACUGGAAGUGCAUAAGACAAAGAAGAUGACAGCCAAUAACCCACACCUGCAGAAAAAGAGGAGUUCGCGAAGAGCCCUAGGUCGGUCCAUCAUUAAGCGGAUAACAGAAAUUCCAGAGUCAAUGAGUAGGCAGUGCAGCCGUGAUGGAUCUAUAGCAGGCAGCAGUUACGCGGGCUCCUACAGGAAGAAGCUUCACGAUUCUGCCAGCUCCAGCUUGAAAGUGAAAGAGGAUUCCAUAAAACACCGUGUUUUCUCAAUUAGGAAAUCUCACAGUACCUACGACCAUGUCAGGGAGCAACGGGAAGGCCACAUCAGUAGGGCUGAUUCCUCCAGAGAUCCAUCCCUGUUGGAUUCACUGAUGAGGAAGAAGCUGGCGAAGAAAGUCUCUGAGGCAUCAGACACCGACUCAUUAGAUGAUGCUCCUUUGGUCUGCAAGUCUGCCAGCGCGCACAACCUCACCGUGGAUAUGAAUCCAUUAAAUCCCGCCAAGGGAGGAACACUGCACAAAUCUCUUAGUGUUGUCAGCUGUGCAAGAGGAAAGUCGCUGAUGCUCCCAAGGAAGAAAGAAGAGAACUCAAAACAGUUGGGAGAGAGAGUUCAAAGGAAGCCAUCAACGAGACAGACACCAACUAUGUUGCAGCCUCCCGCAGCUCCAGCACAGUCAGGGGAGACAAAUAAAAUAUCCGACUCAGCCAUGCAACAAGGAUCCAGUGAAAUCCUUCAAAGGACAGCAAAGAUGCUGUUACAAGAUGGUCACAAUAAGCCUCUGGUUUGUCCCUGGGACUUUCAGAACCUGCACCCUCAGCCUUCUGAGACCAAGGUCAACAAACAAAUUACCUACUCACCAAACAAGAGGAAUAGUGUUGACAGCUCACUGGGAAAGCUGCAGGCAAACAGAAAAAUAUUCACAGAUUUGGUGAGGAAGCACCGAAGUUUGCAUCAAGAUAGUAUCGGCUACAACGUGAAGGAGAAAUCAAUCACCCAAUCUCAAACCACAGACAUGCAGCCUGGUGCCAAUACAUCGCCGAGAGCUGGGAAAACAGGCGAGUAUUUGAGAAAAGACAGCAUUAAUCCAGCUGCCCCUGCUGUGUCACCCAAGGCUGACAAAACGCAAUCACCUUCGGAAAAGAUUGAUCAGGUGAAAACAGAUGCUCCUGUUGGUGAGAGCAAGCGGGAAAAGUACAUGACCCUCAUGAAACAAGCGUCAAGCAAUAGCUCAAUUGUUUGUCCCUGGGACAACAUGGCAGAUGACACAUCAUCAGUGGAUUCUUGUGUGGAUCACAAAAAGGGACGGUCUUUGUCAGUCUGUGUUGGUUCUCCAGAACAGCUUAUGCAUGCCUCCCUCAAAGUAAAAGAUGCAAAUGAGCCACUGAAGCAACCUAAAGGGUUCGGACAUUCAUUGAAACUCCUGAUGGCACCAGAGAAAAUGAAGGGUAGCAAGAAAGAGAAGUCAAGGAAAGUAAGCGAGAAACUCAAGGGUGGUACAGACAAAGAAAAGAAGAAAACAGGAUCAGCAACUUCAUUGGAUAAAUCUACACCUGCAGCUGUUUGUCCCUGGGAAGCAGGAGAGACCAAGAACCAGGAAGUAAAAUCACAAUCGCUUGAGACAUCAUCAGCAGUAGAUGCCUCUCCCCUGCGCAAAGUGGAUACAGUGGACAAACGGGAAAAAUAUAUGACCCUCAUGAAACAAGCGUCAAGCAAUAGCUCAAUUGUUUGUCCCUGGGACAACAUGGCAGAUGAUGCAUCAUCAAUGGAUUCUUGUGUAGAUGAGAAAAAAGGAAGGUCUUUGUCAGUCUGUGUUGCUUCUCCAGAACAGCUUAUGCAUGGCUCCCUCAAAGUAAAGGAUGCAAAUGAGCCACUGAAGCAACCUAAAGGGUUUGGACAUUCAUUGAAACUCCUGAUGGCACCAGAGAAAAUGAAGGGUAGCAAGAAAGAGAAGUCAAGGAAAGUAAGCGAGAAACUCAAGGGUGGUACCGACAAAGAAAAGAAGAAAACAGGAUCAACAACUUCGUUGGAUAAAUCUACACCUGCAGCUGUUUGUCCCUGGGAAACAGGAGAGACCAAGAACCGAGAGGAAAAGUCACAGUCGGUGCUUAAAUCUGAAGUGGCAGAUGCCUCUCCCCUGCGCAAAAUGGAUACAGGAGAUAAGCGGCAAAAAUAUAUGUCACUCUUAAAACAGGCAUCUGCAAGUACUGCAAUUGUCUGUCCAUGGGAUGUUAUUUUAGAAGAGGCAUCAGGCAAUAGGACAGAUCAGAAGAAAGGAAGAUCUUUAUCUCUUAGUGCUGGUGUUCCGGGAUCAAUUGUGCAUGGCACCUUAAAAGCUAAUGAUGCAAAUUACUCAUUGCAGCAAUCUAAACAAUUAGCAUUGUCUUUUAAACUUAUGAUGGCACCAGGAAAGACGUGGGAUAAAGAGAACAGUGCAGAAAGAUCUCAGUCCAUUGAUAAAUCUAAGGUUGCAGACAUCUGUCCCUGGGAUGUAGGAAACACUGCGAAUAAACAGGAAACAUCUCAGUCCAUUGAUAAAUCUAAGGUCACAGAUAUCUGUCCCUGGGAUACAGGAAACACCAGGAAUAAACAGGAAACAUCUCAGUCCAUUGAUAAAUCUAAGGUCGCAGAUAUCUGUCCCUGGGAUACAGGAAACACCGGGAAUAAACAGGAAACAUCUCAGUCCAUUGAUAAAUCUAAGGUCGCAGAUAUCUGUCCCUGGGAUACAGGAAACACCGGGAAUAAACAGGAAACAUCUCAGUCCAUUGAUAAAUCUAAGGUCGCAGAUAUCUGUCCCUGGGAUACAGGAAACACCGGGAAUAAACUGGAAACAUCUCAGUCCAUUGAUAAAUCUAAGGUCGCAGAUAUCUGUCCCUGGGAUACAGGAAACACCGGGAAUAAACAGGAAACAUCUCAGUCCAUUGAUAAAUCUAAGGUCGCAGAUAUCUGUCCCUGGGAUACAGGAAACACCGGGAAUAAACAGGAAACAUCUCAGUCCAUUGAUAAAUCUAAGGUCGCAGAUAUCUGUCCCUGGGAUACAGGAAACACCGGGAAUAAACAGGAAACAUCUCAGUCCAUUGAUAAAUCUAAGGUCACAGAUAUCUAUCCCUGGGAUACAGGAAACACCGGGAAUAAACAGGAAACAUCUCAGUCCAUUGAUAAAUCUAAGGUCGCAGAUAUCUGUCCCUGGGAUACAGGAAACACCGGGGAUAAACAGGAAACAUCUCAGUCCAUUGAUAAAUCUAAGGUCGCAGAUAUCUGUCCCUGGGAUACAGGAAACACCGGGAAUAAACAGGAAACAUCUCAGUCCAUUGAUAAAUCUAAGGUCACAGAUAUCUGUCCCUGGGAUACAGGAAACACCGGGAAUAAACAGGAAACAUCUCAGUCCAUUGAUAAAUCUAAGGUCGCAGAUAUCUGUCCCUGGGAUACAGGAAACACCGGGAACAAACAGGAAACAUCUCAGUCCAUUGAUAAAUCUAAGGUCACAGAUAUCUGUCCCUGGGAUACAGGAAACACCGGGAAUAAACAGGAAACAUCUCAGUCCAUUGAUAAAUCUAAGGUCACAGAUAUCUGUCUCUGGGAUACAGGAAACACCGGGAAUAAACAGGAAACAUCUCAGUCCAUUGAUAAAUCUAAGGUCACAGAUAUCUGUCUCUGGGAUACAGGAAACACCGGGAACAAAGAGGAAACAUCUCAGAUCAUUGAUAAAUCUAAGGUCACAGAUAUCUGUCCCUGGGAUGUAGAGAAUGCAGUGGGCAGUGAACAAAAGUCAUUGCCUGGUGAUAAAUUUAAGGUCACAGUUAUCUACCCCUCAGAUGCAGAAAAUACUGAGAGGAAAGGGGAAUCAUUUCUGUCCUCUGAUAAAUCCAAAGUCUCAGGUAACUGUUUCAUUGAUUCUGAAGAUUCUGCGUGCAAUGAGGGAUUAUCGCUGCCCAUUGAUAGAUCUAAAGUUCCAGAUAUUUGUCUUUGGGAGACAGAUCCAAAAGCAACGGGAGAAAUUCAAAUGGGUACAAAACCUGAAAGCAAUUUUACUUCAGUUUCUCUUUCUGAAACUGAGGUGACAGCAGCAAACCAACAUGAAAAUAAAGAAGCUGAAAAACCAAAAGAUCAUGCAAAAGUUAACUAUUUAAAUGUGAGCCGUCCUAUGCAUUUAGUAUGAGUCGGUUGAGAUGCCAAAGCUAAAGAUGAAGUGACUGUGACAUUUUCAUGUAAAGCUUUUCAAGAUUUGGGAUAAAACAAAAUGCAUUGAUGCAGAUUUCUGAUGUAAAUAUCAAGUGUGCUAUGUAAUAAACAGCUUCUUCUUAAAAGAAGUGGCUAAAGAAA
This is a messenger RNA of Stegostoma tigrinum, 6968 nucleotides long. It is a transcript of the gene gpr179, whose product is annotated as G protein-coupled receptor 179. Gene Ontology annotation, cellular component: membrane. The record is from RefSeq and is a predicted model, not a curated record. Gene Ontology annotation, biological process: G protein-coupled receptor signaling pathway. NCBI's taxonomy places the organism in Eukaryota, Metazoa, Chordata, Chondrichthyes, Orectolobiformes, Stegostomatidae. Gene Ontology annotation, molecular function: G protein-coupled receptor activity. Bases 472 to 6804 code for a protein of 2110 amino acids. The transcript is spliced from 11 exons.